AUCUCUUAUCGUUGGACCAAGCCUGAGCUUGCGUUGGUGUUGACGGCGAUGUCGCGUCUUGGUGAUGACUUUGAGGCAAUAAGCAAGACGGUUGGCACAAAAACUGAAAGCUUUAUUCGUGAUUUUUACAACACUGCCAGAACCAAGUAUCCACUGACAGAAAUUAUGAGACUGAGUGGCCGCCCUCUGCGCCAAGAUGUUUUACAAAAUGUUCAGACCCCAACUUCGGUCAAGCCAGAACAGGCAGAUGCGCCUCAGGUCUCCACAAGUGUUGAGGUGUCGCUACCGUCAUCCACAUCCACAACAGUUAACGGUGUACAGGCCACCUAUGAAGAUGAAGAUGAUGUCUACACACCAAAGUUGGGCCGUAAGCGUGUUCGACGUGAUGCGUCCUCUAUUUCUAUUCUUGACACAAAAGCCAGUACCAUUAAAGCCACCUCUGGAGCUGAGUGUGAUGGCCAAAUCACAGCAGAACCGGCAACUGAGCGGACGGAUUCCUAUUUCUCAGCGAUUUCUCAAAAGUGCUCAGCUACUACCCCACUUUGGAUUCCUCCAAUGACAGUCGCACUGACAACCGGCCAGGCACCAGAUGAUGACAGUCCAUCACCACCCCGUAAAUUGCUAGGCCUAUCUCGGCCCGGUCAUACAGCCCCUGUCCAAAAUGGAGCUAUCACGAAGGCAACCAUGUUCCGCCCUAUACGUCGACCAGAACUGCUCUAG
Molecule: messenger RNA, 720 nt
Organism: Protopolystoma xenopodis
Lineage: Eukaryota; Metazoa; Platyhelminthes; Monogenea; Polystomatidea; Polystomatidae
Source: the annotation of a GenBank genome assembly